AUGGCUGCCACUUCGAGUCAAACUCGGACUGCAGUUUCAACCACGCGUUUACCAACCUCGUUAUUAGAGGCACAAGUCCUUUUAGCGAGCACUCAAAUCAAGUCGGCGCUACCAUUGUUUUUCGAUAGCCCCGUCUUUCAGCGUCUUCAAGCAGGCGAUUAUAUUCCUCCACUCCUGAGCCCUCAACAUACUCUGGAUUACGAUGGGUCCAGCACUUUUCCAGCAUUCUCUUAUCCUCGCGCAUUGGUCCCUUUCUGUUUUUCUAUCGAGACUUCACGUCCCUUGUCCGUGGCCUCUGGCCUGGACUUGUUCUGUUCAGCCCAAAUGGCCGUUCGCACAUUACAAAUUUUACUUGAAGAUAUGGCUCCAACAGAAUCCGAGGGAAUAUAUAACGUCUUUGAGGAGGCGGCACCUUUCUUGCUUUAUCUUCGCGACUUUUGGAUGGGUCGAGCGAAUUGUCCCUUGUUUGCGGAACAUGUCAUUCUCACUGCUGAGCACUUGUCUCACAAUCUCCCCGCCUUCUUGAGGGAUGAUUUGGAGCAGCAAUGGGGAAUUCCCCCUGAACACCGUUCUCCUGGUUCGGGCGUCCUCAAUCUUGAACAAUUCCCUACCAUCCCUAUUCCAUUUUGUUUACGUUUUCGCGAGGGAAGCGCAAUCAUGCGUUUGGUGCCUUCCAGGGAUCUAGAUCCCUUUGCCUCACUACGCGGUCAAGGCGUUCUUUUCAGGAAUUCAUCAACCAUUCCCCCUUCCAUUACUUCUGAAACUCUCUCUCCUCCUCCGACCACUAAAGCACCAGUGGUGCCCCCUAGGGCACUUAGAAGGAAUCGUGAGGUCGAGGGUCUCAAGGCUGAUGCCUCCGCGUUUUUUGCUUCUCCCCGUUCCACCCGUUCAAAAGAUUCAGAUAAUGAGCUCUUAAGCGGGUUCCCGUCUGCAGUUUCAGCUUCUCGAGCUUCGUCUUCUACCAAGGUUUCCGUGGACAGGAAAGAGCCUAAACCCAAAACUACCGUCAAGGUAGUCGAAGAUUCCAAAGCCUCUAAGCCUACUCCUUCUGCCAUGGUUUAUAAAAGAGUUCGACUCCCUCCUUGUUCAAGGAAAAUCGCACCAACUACUGCAAAAGGCAAAUCCCGACAAGUAGUUGUUUCUGAAGACGACUCUGCUUCCAAUGAAGUAGAGUCUGAAGACGAGGAAGAAGAUGAGGAUGAGGAGGAGGACUCUGCGCCUUCUCCAAAACGCCCAAAAAUGACAUCUUCAAUUUCUGCUUCGUUGCCUCGUUGUUCGAUUAAACAGGUGUCCGUCCCCAAACGAGCUACAAAGGUCGCCACAAAGUCCGCUCCUGAGCGUUCCCCCGAUAGUACCUUCCAACCGGUACUCUUGGCGGAUGCUCAAGGUCGCUUACGACUUCCAGAGCAGUCAACUGGUGCUUUCACACCCUUUCCAAAGUUUGCACAUGCCAGGAAUAGCACUGCCUUGAAUCGCGAAAAUCCCCUUCUUGCCGUUAAUCCUGAGUUUGCUGGGCUCCAUCUUGGAGACCCAAAAUGCUCGUUUUACUAUGCAGGAUCUAAUGCAGGUGAACCGGCCUUCCCUCCCAAGUCAGGCUUGCGUUUCGGCGCUUGCUUGAGGGGACUUGGAAGCCAAUUCUGCUCCAAUACCCGGGUACAAAUGCCAGGCUUGCUCCUCUCGGAGCCUAAAGCCUCUUCUAGUAGCACGCAUAAUCUAGCAAACUCAUUACGACGAGCCACCGACUUGAAUGACCAAUUGAAACAGCUCGGGUCUCUUUUCGACACCACACAGGACCUCUUCUUGCGAUCCAUCUUGGAUCUGCAGAAUGCAGGAGAGGACCCCAUUGUUGUACUGGAAGCACUCAAGGCCGCCGAGCCCAAUCGUCGGGCGAUUAGUCUAAAUGAGUGGACCCUUAUGGCCACUCUAUUCCAUUGGCCCAGUCCAUUCAAUUUGAGUGGGCUGGACUUCGACAAUCGAACUCCAGGGGAAUGGAUCGAACUGCUACGCAGCAUCCAUUCUGGCGAGUCAACGGCGCACAUCGAUGAACAAGGACACCUGGUCGAGUCUUCCCCGCCUCCGGAUUCUGCUACCGAGGCUUUGGAAGGCCUCAAGGAAGUCGAGAGGGGGUCUGCGGACGAGGGUGCUAGCAGUCAAGUAGGGGGAUCGGUUCCUAUGGAGCUGGAUCUCCCUACUAUCGAGAGUUUGGCCAAGCGAGCUCUGUCUCCUGACAAGGGGGCAGAGUCAGCGCAGACUCUCUAG
Messenger RNA from Lentinula edodes (shiitake mushroom), 2259 nucleotides. RefSeq lists its product as uncharacterized. NCBI's taxonomy places the organism in Eukaryota, Fungi, Basidiomycota, Agaricomycetes, Agaricales, Omphalotaceae. The transcript has 9 exons. Bases 1 to 2259 code for a protein of 752 amino acids. The record is from RefSeq and is a predicted model, not a curated record.